AUGCUCAAACGCGCUACCCGUCAAUUACUUGUUCGUCCAUCAUCAACACACCUCAAGUUUAUUCAACCAGCAUCCGGUUAUCAUGUCUCUUUGAAUAACAACAUUGGUUCCAUAUUCGAUGUUAAGGACUCCAACGACAAUGAUAUUUUCAAAUCUCUUACUCAAGCCUUUGAAGAGGACAAUAACAACAACAACAAGCGCCCAAAUAAGAAACAACAACAACAACCACAAAAGGAUUCAUCAUCUGUUCUCAUGAGAAGUAUUUUCGAAGAAUUGAAGAGCACUGACUCUAACACAUCAUCACAAAAAGCAACACCUACCACUACCGAUGCCUCCAAGUUUGCUUUUGAUACAUUCUUGUUUGGUGAUACCAAGAUGGAUACCUUGACUCUUCAAUCAGCCACACAAACUGGAGCUUCUAAACAAUCUCAAGAGUCCUAUUAUUUGGGACAAAAAGUUGUUCAUGAAGAUCCUAUUACAUUUGAAGUUUUUGUUGAAGGUCAAGUUAAAUUAAUUUCUAAAGCUCUCCAAAGAGUUUCAAGUGAACGUGUCGAUACAUUGUCGAAGGAAACCAGUAAAAUGGUGCAAUUAUUGAGAACCGAACAAGCCAAGCUUGAAGAUGUUGAAUCAACUUUCCUUUCAAUUGAAAAGCCAACAGCAGCUGAUUUUUCAUUGAUGGCUAAGGCCUAUUCCAAAGAUAUUAGUACUCGUAUUGGUGUCAAUAACACAUACAAGCAAUUACAUGAUCCACAAGCAUUUGGUACCAUACUCUUACAAACCUAUGCUAAAUUGGGUCAAAAGGAUAACAUGAAUCAAAUUUUGGAACACGUCAGCAAGGACUCUUUGGUUUAUAUCUCUUUACUUAAGAAUUUGAAGGAAAUGAGAGCCUCGUUCGAUUUGUUGAAGAACUUUUAUGAUUCAAUUCCAGAAAAUAUGAAGGAAGAAGGAUCAUUCAUUAGAGAAACUUUGAAGAGAGAAGAAAAGGUCAAUGACAUGGAAAAUAUUCUGUUGAAGGAAGGUGCUCCAAUUCAAGGUACUUACUUUAAUGCUUUUGUUACCCCAAUUUUGGGUUACAAUAGGCCACAUCCACCAGAACACAAAUAA
This is a messenger RNA of Naegleria gruberi, 1104 nucleotides long. RefSeq lists its product as uncharacterized. Lineage: Eukaryota; Heterolobosea; Eutetramitea; Acrasida; Naegleriidae. The transcript has a single exon. The coding region runs from base 1 to 1104 and encodes 367 amino acids. The record is from RefSeq and is a predicted model, not a curated record.